AUGAUGAAUCCGUACCUCAGUUGGGCUCUUCUGCUCGUCGUGGCAGGUGGCCUCGGCUGGUAUUACAAUGGCCCCACCGCCAUCAAGGCCAAAGCUCCCAUCAAGCCCGUCGUGGAAAAAACAGAAAGCGCGCUGGGUGUGAAGAAGCCGAAGCGCAAGACUAAGAAGUCUCCCGAGCCCCCUGUCCCGGCCGCAAAGGCCGAGGAGCAGCCUGCUUACGUGCCCCAGACGGAGGAGGCCGAUAAGCCGGAUGAGGAGAUUGACCAGAAGGAAAUGGCCAAGCGUUUCGCCGCCGUGCGGGACGGAACCAUUGCUCAGACCAGCACCAAGUCCCAGAAGAAGAAGAACAACAAGAAGACUGCCACUCUCGCCCAGCCCGAGAAUGGUAACAACGAGCGUUCCGCCUCGCGCGUGUCCACCCGUACUUCCUCCACUACCGGAGCGGAAGCGGAUGAUGAUCUCUCCCCUGCCAACUCCCCUCAGGUCAACGCCACCGUCCCCACCACCGGUUAUGUCUCCGAUAUGUUGGAAGCCCCUGCUCCCGGAGCUUCGGUUCUCCGCGUCACUGGUUCCAUGGAAGAUACCCAGAAGAAGAAGCAGAAGCCCCAGUCCUUCAAGCAGGUUGAAACCAAGAAGCAGCGCCAACAGCGCCUGAAGAACGAGGCCCGUAAGGAGCAGGUCCAGGAAGCCGAGCAGGAACGCCGCAAGCUCCUUGAGAAGCAGCUACAUUCGGCUCGCGAAGCCGAGCGCCAGCAGGCCGCCCAGGCCAAGCCCGCUGCUCCUCAAACCAACGCCUGGCAGACCAAGCCCGCGAGCAACGUCUCGAACGGCGCUUCCAAGGUGGCUCCCGCCGUCGCCCCCACCGCCGCUCCCAAGGUUGAUCUGUUGGACACCUUCGAGCCCGCGGCUACUAAGCCUUCCGGCAAGUGGGACCAAGGCCUUCCCUCCGAGGAGGAGCAGAUGCGCAUCCUCGAGGCGGGUGAUGACCAGUGGACCACUGUCGCCAGCAAGAAGAUCAAGAAGAAGGGUGGAAAGGCCGACGAGAGUGAGGCUAGCGCCCCGGAGUCCCAGCCUACUCCCACUCCCGCUGCCGCGCCCGCUCCUACUCCUGUCGAGCCCAAGGUGAAGGUGACGCCCACCUAUCUUCCCGACAUCCUUCUCUCCAAGCAGAAGGGCCAUCCUCUUGAUUCCGACUGGGCUGCUUAA
Molecule: messenger RNA, 1206 nt
Organism: Aspergillus affinis
Lineage: Eukaryota; Fungi; Ascomycota; Eurotiomycetes; Eurotiales; Aspergillaceae
Exons: 1
Coding region: 1-1206 (401 amino acids)
Source: RefSeq, a predicted model, not a curated record